Molecule: messenger RNA, 1893 nt
Organism: Lachancea fermentati
Lineage: Eukaryota; Fungi; Ascomycota; Saccharomycetes; Saccharomycetales; Saccharomycetaceae
Source: the annotation of a GenBank genome assembly
AUGAUCCUUCUCUGGACGUUGGUGGUAUGGUUGCAGGGACUGGUCGUUGCUGAAACUCACUUAUAUGAAUUUAAUAUCACUACGGCGGCUGACAAGGAGGGCAAGACAUUUAUAUCCAUAAAUGGACGAACCGAUACCCUAGGUCCGACACUGCGCGUGAAAUCGGGAGAUCAAGUCAAUCUACUGGUGAACAAUGAGAUAUGCGAGCAGAACUACGCAGACGCUCUCAUGCAAGACUAUUGCUCGACAUCUAUUCAUUUUCAUGGUCUCAUACUGGGCAACGACGGGUUACUCGGGGCCUUACACGAUGGUGUUCCUGGCGUAACGCAACACAGCAUUCCUAGUCAUAUGAGCUACUGGUAUAACUUUAGCAUACCGAAAAAUGUCUGUGGUACCUACUGGUACCACUCCCACUCGUCUGUUCAGUACGGUGAUGGGCUGAGAGGAUUAUUCUUGGUUGAAUGUGAAGAAAGAGACAAGUACAUUAACCGCGUGGCUACGAGAUUGGAAGAAGUUGGAACAACAAGUGAUGCUAUAGCGGAACUACCCACUUCGGGACAAGAUUUAAAAAUACAGGAAGAAGUGAUCGCGGUGAGCGAUUGGUACUCCAAAUCUAGUAUUGAUAUACUGCGUGAAGUCAUGGCGCCCAAUGGGGAUCCCGAUCCCCGCGUAGAGGGUUCAACCACGAAUGGAGACACGGGCUCAGUUGCUUUUGUGGUUGAUGAAGAAACUCAAUACAUUGUGUUUCGAGUUGUGAAUAUGGGGAUGAGUGGAACUAACGUGCUACACAUCGAUGGCCAUCGCAUGUGUGUUAUUGAAACAGACGGGAUUCUAGCAAAGCCAUAUAUGGUUGACACCCUAGCGAUUGCUCCCGGGCAACGAUUUUCGGUCUUGUUAAAAGUCGAGAGUCGCGACCCCAUAAAAAUAAUCCAUGGAUGCAGUAAAAUGAUGGGCUACAUUACGAAGACGCACUGGAUACUCAGAUCGGGGCAGCUUCGCGGAAAUGCUUUCACUGGGAGGAUAAGAGAUUUGCCAGGGUUCGACGUAGCCGAAAGAUACCUUGACUAUGUGCCUAUUUCGGGUUCGUUACUGCCGGAACCUGCACAACAAAUCUCCCUAGAUUAUGAUUUUGCCGACGAGAUUCGUGAGCCUUUCGAGACCCCGAUGUACGUGGUGAAUGGCAACACCAUGAACGAGUACUUUUCCGAGGGUUUGCUGAUCCUAGGCGACCGUGGUCGCCGUGAUCCUAUCCUGCUCGAAGCUGAACAAGUUGUGGAAAUUGCCAUCAACUCUAUUGACCACAUGCGGCAUCCCUGGCACAUGCAUGGUCACACUUUCCAGGUGGUGUCCGUGGGACAAAAGCGGGAUGGCCCACUCCAUUUUAAUGACGCAGAUAGCCCCGCCAUGCGUCGGUACAAACAAGAUGUUGCUAACUGGGGAGAUAGGGCUCCGAUGACUCGCGAUACCAUUAACAUACCCGGCCAUUCAUACGCGGUAAUUCGAUUUGUGGCUAACAACCCGGGUUACUGGUUGCUGCAUUGCCAUGUCGAAUGGCAUAUGGCCAAGGGUUUGGGUGUGGUUUUCCAGGAGGGAGAUCUUGAGGUCAGCACCCUCUCGAUACCAGAGCCGUUUGAAAAAGGAAAAGUAAAACAAGAGCAGGAAGCAAAUACGGGACCUACUCAAACGAGCGAACCAGUAUCUUCCGGCACGGUUGCAAACACAGGACACGCAGAAUCCGAAUUGUCGGGCUAUUCUUCGGCCGAUGGUGCCAUUGAAGAAGAGUCAACAACUGCCACCAGCAAGAUCAGGGUCCUGAUCGUCUACAUAUGCAUUAUGUGCAUUGUCAACCUAUGCAUAUGGCACUAUGGCCUGCGAGAGUCUCAACGUACAUAG